This is a messenger RNA of Entrophospora sp. SA101, 950 nucleotides long. NCBI's taxonomy places the organism in Eukaryota, Fungi, Glomeromycota, Glomeromycetes, Entrophosporales, Entrophosporaceae. The record is from the annotation of a GenBank genome assembly.
AAAAAAAAUGGCAACAAGAUGGAGAGUAUGGUUCAUUGACCUUAUGGUAUGAAAAGAUAAUUAAGGAGAAUGAUUCAUUAAAUAUUUUAUCAUAUUUUUGUCCUCUGGGUAUAAGAAUUUGGAAGUGUGAGUCAGGUCAUAUCCGAAUUGCUCCAACUCCUAUGACACCAUUAAUUCUAAUUAAUGGAUUAGAAGAUUUCAAUACACCAUUCUUUGAUGAAAAUAAACAUUUGAUUGGACAAAUUUCAGCACUUUUUGCUCAAAAAGAUGGGUUUAUUUUAAGUGAACAUCCAAAUGAGCCUUGUCAGCAUUCACGUGUAAAUAUACAUGAAUGUGAGAAAAGAAAAAUAAAUCAUGAGGAAUUCAUAGUAUCUUGGCCUAAAAUAUUAAUUUUCGAAAUUACCCAAAGAGAUAAUGGUAGUUCUAAUUCAUCAGAGAGUUUGAAUUUUCCUCUUCAUCUAAACUCUGGAUGCUUGAAUUAUAGUUUAUUAGGACGUGUAUAUAGUACUUCUACAAGUGGAAGUCAUUUUUAUAGUAGAUUAAUAAAAAACUUUAAUGAAAAUAUUGGUAUUUACAAAUAUGAUGAUCUUAAUGGUGGGAUUGCGAUUUUAGAAUCAAAUAAUCCAAUUUCACUAGCAGGGGAACAACAAUUAGCAACUUUGGUUGCAUAUAAUCUAGAGGAAGACAAUUUGGAUUAUUUUAAUAGUAAAACAAAUAUUUUAAUAGAUAAAUUAAGAAAUUAUAACAUUGAAAUUCCUAAUAAUAUUACUUCAGGAAUGAAAUUGAUGGAAUUUUUUAUGGAUAAAUCAAAUCAAUAUCACACGAUUUCAAGAGUUGAAGGCCCAAAUACUAGUGAUAAAAGAACUAAUAAAAAAGAAUGUGAUAAAGAUCUCCGAAGUAGCAAAAGAACUAAAACCAAAAAAACUUUUCCUGAUUAUGUUAUUUAUUAA